Messenger RNA from Cariama cristata (Red-legged seriema), 536 nucleotides. It is a transcript of the gene POLE3, whose product is annotated as polymerase (DNA directed), epsilon 3, accessory subunit. NCBI's taxonomy places the organism in Eukaryota, Metazoa, Chordata, Aves, Cariamiformes, Cariamidae. The record is from RefSeq and is a predicted model, not a curated record. The transcript is spliced from 3 exons. Gene Ontology annotation, biological process: DNA damage response; leading strand elongation; heterochromatin formation. The annotation marks the transcript as partial. Gene Ontology annotation, molecular function: chromatin DNA binding; protein heterodimerization activity. Gene Ontology annotation, cellular component: epsilon DNA polymerase complex; CHRAC.
CUUCCUGAUGGAGUAAAUAUUUCCAAAGAAGCUCGGAGCGCAAUAUCUCGAGCAGCAAGUGUGUUUGUGCUUUAUGCAACAUCAUGUGCAAAUAACUUUGCCAUGAAGGGGAAGAGGAAAACGCUGAAUGCUGGUGAUGUUCUCUCUGCCAUGGAGGAAAUGGAGUUUCAACGAUUUGUUGCCCCUUUGAAAGAAUCACUGGAAGUUUACAGGCGUGAACAGAAAGGCAAGAAAGAAGCAAGGAAAGAUAAAGACAAGAAGACGGAUUCAGAGGAGCAAGAUAAGAGCCGAGAGGAAGAGAAUGAUGAUGAUGAUGAAAGGAUGGAGGAAGAAGAGCAAAAUGAUGAGGAAGAGGUGGACAACUGAGCUUGCUGAUGAGAUGUGCAGGGCCUGGGUUUUGUGCAGAGGAAUAUAAACACUGUAAAUCAACAAACGCUGUGUCCCCUCUUGUUUCCAGUAGAGCUUUGUACCGUUCCUCUGCCGCCCGGCCCUUUGUGGCUUUAACUUGUACAUAAAGGACUUCUGCUAAAGCUUUU